Molecule: messenger RNA, 345 nt
Organism: Echinostoma caproni
Lineage: Eukaryota; Metazoa; Platyhelminthes; Trematoda; Plagiorchiida; Echinostomatidae
Source: the annotation of a GenBank genome assembly
AUGUCACAGAGCCUCUACUGUGAUCAGCUCAUGAAGUUAGAUGAGCCUGUGAUAGACACGAAUAAAGCCCUCCCACAAGCCGAGAUGUUAGGUAUCAUAGAGGAACAGACCUUGGAACUGCAAAAGCUGAAGGCCGAAGUAAGUGCUCUCGGUGACCAGGUUGCUAAACCUAACGUCCUCAUGUUGAAGUCUCAGGUUCACUCGGCGGCUGAGCAAGCAAUCAAAGUCUUUGAGCAGCAAGUACUGGAUACAGCAAGAAUGGUACAAGCAGACGCAACUGCUUCGAAAAGGGUUAUCUCCUGGGGACAUUUAAAGAGCUCCUUAACCCCUCAGGAAAUGACAUAG